Messenger RNA from Aspergillus niger, 891 nucleotides. RefSeq lists its product as uncharacterized. Bases 1 to 891 code for a protein of 296 amino acids. The transcript is spliced from 5 exons. The record is from RefSeq and is a predicted model, not a curated record. NCBI's taxonomy places the organism in Eukaryota, Fungi, Ascomycota, Eurotiomycetes, Eurotiales, Aspergillaceae.
AUGAGGCCGAGGUACGAAGCACUAGAAGUAACUAGCCUCCGAGGAUUGGGGUUGGAGAUGGAGGCAGGGACCGGUUUUGCCAACCGAAAAGGGAAAAUGGCCGCAACCACCACCAUCACCGUCCCCCAUCUGGGCGGCAUCGACGUCGGCUACCGCCUCACCAACAACAACACUUACGACCCCGCCAAACCGACCGUAGUGCUCAUCAACUCCAUGUGCAUGACUGUUUCUCUCUACGAGCCCCAAUUCAACGACGAGACUCUAACAAACGCGGCAAAUCUCCUCGCUAUCGAACCCCUCGGUCAUGGCGCCACUCACUGCCAUGUCGCGGAACACUUCACUUACUGGGAUACGGCCAUUAUGGCACUGCAGGUGAUGGAUAAGCUGGGUAUUGAGAAGGCGUUCACUCUGGGAACCAGCCAGGGUGGGUGGAUUGUUAUGCGCAUGGCGCUGUUGGCGCCGGAAAGGAUCCUCGGUGUCCUGCCCCUCGGUACAUCCAUGGACUACGAGUCCUCUGAUUCCAGAAGCAAGGGCUGCUGGGAUCCCGUGACGCUGCUGACCCCAUUCCUGGAGAAAUGGAGCAGCGCGACACCCACUCCCGACUUUAUCGUGGAUGAUGUGUGGUGCGGGAUGGUUGGAGGCAUUGGUUUCGGAAAGGGCGCGACAGAAGAGACGGUCGGGUUCUGGAAGAACAUACUGAAGGACGUGUACAAGGGCGAUGAAGGACGGAAGAAGGUGCGCAUGGCACUUAUGUGUCUUCUGACGAGGGAUGGGCUGGUGUUGAGACUGGGAGAUGUGCAGUGUCCGGUUUAUUGGUUGCAGGGUACGGAAGACACCCCUUUCCAGACGACGGUGGCAAGCGAACAGAUUUCGAAGUUCACGAAGGUCUAA